AUGCACUUCAUGAUUCAGAAUAUUGAGAAGACAGUUCUACUCUCUGAGCAUGUCAAUCUGCUUACUGCUGAGAUGGAACCUGAGACAGCAGAUCAGGAAAUGCGGGAUUUUGAGAUGCAGAUUGAUCUGGCUGAGAGAAAGCAGCAGAAACUCUUCUCUGAGAAGAUAGUGAAGAAAGAUUUUGAGAUGAUUAUCAUCUCAGAUGUGAAGAAGAAGAAGAAGAAGAAGAAGAAGAAGAAUGAGAAGUGA
Messenger RNA from Blastomyces dermatitidis ER-3, 249 nucleotides. RefSeq lists its product as uncharacterized. The transcript has a single exon. The record is from RefSeq and is a predicted model, not a curated record. Lineage: Eukaryota; Fungi; Ascomycota; Eurotiomycetes; Onygenales; Ajellomycetaceae. Bases 1 to 249 code for a protein of 82 amino acids.